UACCAGCGGCUAUGAAGGACAAUCCGUGCCUCUGGGCUUCAAUUUUAACGAAUUUUUGACAUUUCCACAUAACUGAAAAAAGUCAGUUAAUUUCUGCUCCACAAACUGAAACAAUGAAAUCCAAGUCACUGCCGCCACCGUCGUUCCUCCGCCGCAUGAUCGAUUUGGACACCGCAAUCUCCCACCGUAUCUACACCCUAACACAGCCAAUCCUGCCAUACUACUUCCUCAAAACCCUAGAAAUCUCCGGUGACGGCUUCCUGUUCUUCCCUAUAAUCCUCUCAUUACUCCUCUACCCUCUCGCUUUCUCCAACAACAACACUAAUUCCAACAACAUUUUCCUAAUUAACUUACUCUUAGGUGGAAUCCUUGACCUAAUCGUAAUCGGACCAUUAAAACACCUUAUUCGGAGGCCCCGACCCGUUUACAAUAAGAACAUGUUUGUUUCCUUUUCUGUUGACCAUUGGUCUUUUCCUAGUGGGCAUUCAUCUAGGGUUUCAAUGAUUGCUACACUCUUUUAUCUUAAGUCUGAUUUCGUUAAGGAUGUCUUGGUUCAGCUUAAGUAUGAUUUAUUUGUGGAUUAUUUGAUGCUUAUUGUGAUUGGAUGGGCUGCGACGACGUCGUUUUCUAGGGUUCUACUUGGACGGCAUUUCGUUUUCGAUGUUGUUGUUGGUGUGUUGUUGGGUGUUGGAGAAGGGAUGCUUGUGUUUUGGAUUUUCAAUUAUGUUGCAUUGACCUCAUUCUUCACAAAGUUGAAGUCAUGGGUUCGAGCUGUGGAAACAACCUCUUGCAGAAAUGCAGGGUAAAGUUGCAUACAAUUGAUCCUUGUAGUUCGGCCCUUCCUCGUACCACACGCAUAGCGGGAGCUUAGUGCACUGGGCUGCCCAUCAAGUUUGUAAAAUAUUUACCUUCCAGUCUCUUGCACAUUCACUGUCUUGGAAUUUCUACUUGGGUUGGUUGCUUCACGAAACAUGUGAUGUUGUCAUAUAAUGUAUUGCUUUUUGUUCUUGAUUUCUGGAAGUUUCUGAGGCUAUGGAGAUUCAUACAUCUUUCAUCAUGCAUGCAAGUGAAAUCCUUGCUUGGAAUUUUUGUUGCUCCCUCUUGAUUUAGAUGUCCUGAGUUCCUCUACUACUCUAGCGUUGCUAAUUACUCUGAAAUUUCGAAUUAAUUUGGAUUUUCGUGGGUGGCACAUCUGACAUUGAUAUGGAAUUUUAUCUUUUACAUUAUACAACAUGGAAGACAUAAAUGAACAUAAUUCUUCCUUUUCAUAGUUGAAGUGACAUCUGGGGCAGCCCUCCAUAGAACAGAAUCUUUCACCUAAUUGUCCUUCAGUGAAGUGUCUCAUUAUUGUUAUUGUCUGAUUUUUGUGUUCACAUGAAUCAUGAUUGAUUUUCUGUAGCAAUUUUAUUAUUAUCACGUUGCUCUGCAGAACUAUAUGUGGUCCUGUCAUGUUUACUUUCAGUGAAACUUUGAUGAUAAGCUAGGAGCAUUACAGUCUGUGUCCCUCCAAAGAUAGCAUUCCAUUUGUUGUUAUCCAUAAACUUUUCUACAACAUAUCCAUGUGGUGGUCCUGCCACAAACUCACUCCUCCUAGAUGUUUAUCCUGCUAUUAAUCAUGCUGAGUUAGUCAAAAGUAGCCUGGUUUACUAUCAUUAUUUGAAACUUCCGUCCCUUCUGAUUUUUUCAUAAUACUAGCUAAAAGUUCACUGACCAGCUUCGCCUUAGCAUGGACAUCUCUGCUUCUAUAUUACCAUUGGUGCAUGGAACUGAAGAACAAGAAACUUGUAAGAGCACCGAAAGGUAAAAUAUAUGCAUUACCUGCCUCUGGGAUCUCCCUUCUUCCUUUCACCCAAAUCAGUGUAUAAUGAUAUAUGCCAAGGAUACAUAUCAGAAAUGCACGUAAAACUUGUGUGCUUUGUUUUGAAUUGUAAUUUUUUCUGGAUAACAGGUAGUGUCCGAACUAGUUUGCAUACACCUUUACUAUUACUCUGCCCGUCAAGCCUUAAAACAAGUGGUUCUCAGAUGAAUGUUACCUAAAUGAAUGUUACUUGGUGGCUUGAUGCAACUUUAGAAAAUGACAGAUGGAAUCUAGGCUUGGUCAAAUAUUGUGGCUUAGUUUGAUAAUGAGACAAGGUUGAACUCUAGGAAGUUGUACAGUGAUUACUCAAUUUCAGACACUCUGCUUUUCUGUGUGUGAGUAAUUCAGGGCCUGCAGUAGAACAUACACUGUGAGAGCGACACGUGUGACAAUUUUUUUUUGGGCCUGUUUGUUCCUGUUAAAUUUAGUAUCUGUCCAUUGUAAUUGCUAGACUAGAUGUGUAUUUUAGUCAUUCCUGAAACAGGGCAAAAGGAGAAAGGUACACGCCUCAAGAAAGCAAAAGAUAUACCGCACUAAUAUAUGGUCAUCAGUUGAAAUAGAUAUAUCUGUCUCUGUGAAUUCUUCUUGAAUAAUGGAGUAGUAUAUUUUUUGUCAAUGUUUA
Messenger RNA from Lycium barbarum (goji berry), 2480 nucleotides. Its product is annotated as probable lipid phosphate phosphatase beta. NCBI's taxonomy places the organism in Eukaryota, Viridiplantae, Streptophyta, Magnoliopsida, Solanales, Solanaceae. The transcript is spliced from 2 exons. Gene Ontology annotation, molecular function: sphingosine-1-phosphate phosphatase activity. The record is from RefSeq and is a predicted model, not a curated record. The coding region runs from base 114 to 806 and encodes 230 amino acids.